AUGCAGAUAUGGCGUGACGCCUUGCCCGAAAUUGACACACCGGCAUUGUCUCCCUACCAAGCCGGUUGCUGGCGCCCUGUUCCUGUGCCGGAAAGCGAGCAGGUGCAUGUCUUCCACCAAACUUCUGUGGAGAUGGAGCUUCAUCACGAAUUGCUUGAUCCUAUCCGUGUGAAGACACCACUCACCUCGGUGAACCAUGAAGCUCGCGGCGUCGCCAUUGAAUGGGCUCUUAAGCAGGGCAUGGAGGUCCGAUUUCAUGAGGGCAGGCAGUGUCUUAUCUUCUUACGCACGUUUGACCCAACGCGUGAGGUGAUAUGGUUUGGUCAAGAUUCACUUGAAGCUUCUGCCAAGGAGUGUUGGGGGGUGCAUGCUGGUGCUGUGGCUAAUGGUCCUCGACAAAUACUUACUGCUCCUAUUGAUCCUGGCUGUUUCGCUAUCUCUGAGCAUGUGUUAAUGGAUGACCCGUCUUUGAGUUUCGUUGCGAUCAUCGCCGGUGAGCAUCCGAACUUUGAUAUCCAUGGUGACUGUACAAAAUUCCAGCCGCGUUGGGAAAUUGACGACUCGCAAAAGGAAAAAGCACUUGCUUGGAAUCGACACAAGAAGAAAUUUGAAGUGAAGAGCGUAAACAGUGGCCGUGACAUUCUCCACACGCUCUCCUACCAGCGAGUAUUAGAAGCCCGCCAGAUGGUAUCUAAACUUCCUAGUCCAUCCGCCGGUGCCCGCACCACCACCUUUGAGAUACGGCCUGUCUAUUCCGUUAGACUGUGA
Molecule: messenger RNA, 768 nt
Organism: Penicillium robsamsonii
Lineage: Eukaryota; Fungi; Ascomycota; Eurotiomycetes; Eurotiales; Aspergillaceae
Exons: 2
Coding region: 1-768 (255 amino acids)
Source: RefSeq, a predicted model, not a curated record